This is a messenger RNA of Alternaria rosae, 1180 nucleotides long. RefSeq names its product proliferating cell nuclear antigen. Bases 146 to 922 code for a protein of 258 amino acids. The transcript has 5 exons. NCBI's taxonomy places the organism in Eukaryota, Fungi, Ascomycota, Dothideomycetes, Pleosporales, Pleosporaceae. Gene Ontology annotation, biological process: leading strand elongation; translesion synthesis; mismatch repair. Gene Ontology annotation, cellular component: PCNA complex. Gene Ontology annotation, molecular function: DNA polymerase processivity factor activity; DNA binding. The record is from RefSeq and is a predicted model, not a curated record.
UAGCGCGUGGCCGACGCGUUCGCCAACCACUUUCGCGUUCCCCUCCAUUGAUUGUUGCCUCUACCGCAAUUGUCUCCUGCUCAACCACGCUUUGUAUACCCCCGUCAGCGUUAUCGUACUCUCUUAAUCCCAAUCUACAGUCAACAUGCUCGAGGCAAAACUACCCCAGGCCCAAAUCCUCAAGAAGGUCGUCGACGCCAUCAAGGACCUCGUACAGGACUGCAACUUCGACUGCAAUGACUCGGGCAUCGCGCUCCAGGCCAUGGACAACUCGCACGUCGCCCUUGUCUCCAUGAUGCUCAAAUCGGAAGCCUUCGAUCCCUUCCGCUGCGACCGCAACAUCGCGCUCGGAAUCAAUCUCGGUUCUCUUACAAAGGUGCUUCGUGCCGCUGGAAACGAUGACGCCCUUACCAUCAAGGCUGAGGACUCGCCUGAUGUCGUCAACUUGCUCUUCGAAUCCAGCACCACAUCGAGGCUGAGCGAAUAUGACAUCAAGCUCAUGGAUAUCGACCAGGAACAUCUUGGUAUCCCUGAGACGGACUACGCGGCAACAGUCACGAUGCCAUCGGCUGAGUUCCAGCGCAUCUGCAGGGACCUAGGCGCAUUGUCCGAGUCAGUUUCGAUUGAGUGCACCAAGGAUGGAAUCAAAUUCGCAUGCUCUGGCGACAUUGGUUCUGGCUCCGUCAUCCUCAAGACAUCCAGCAACGUUGAGAAGCCAGAGGAGAACGUUUCGGUUGAAAUGAAUGAACCUGUCUCACUCACUUUCUCUCUCAAGUACCUGAUCAACUUCUGCAAGGCGAGUGGCCUGUCAAAUUCAGUCAAGCUCUGUCUAUCUAGCGAGGUUCCCUUGCUUGUCGAAUACCCCUUUGAGUCCAGCUACCUGAGGUUCUACCUCGCACCCAAGAUUGGCGACGAGGACUAAACGCAUCAUGACUUCAUUCACACACAAGCGGCAUGUUUCCAGGAUAGAUGUGGGGGAUUUGCGGCGCAAUGGCUUCGAUAUGCAUCGAGCGUCUGUUAGCUCAUGGUUCUGGCGUGCGACAUUGGCGAAAACGCGGUGCCGCGUGGUGUGUUCCGCGCCCUAGGCACAAAAGGAAAGCUACUGCCCCACCAACGGGUUCACGUCAUGUCGCGGAAUUUCAGAUAAGGAGAUCAACAGUAAAUCAACAACGUACCCCGU